AUGGAUUCGUUGAGCUCACGGUUGGAUACUCCUUUCAACAGCGCUGGGAUACGGAAAUCCGCUUCCGGAGACCCACGUUGUGCCAGUUGUACGAUGCGUGCCUCAUUCGGUAAUACUGAGGCUGAAUACUCACGUAUGGUGUCCAAAUCCAGUGCUAAACUUCUCGAUUCACUCUGGGAAAAGAAGCUCAUACCAGAAGAUGGCUGGCCCGAUCACGCUCUGGAAUUGUUUCUUUCUUGGCUUGCCUGUCAUGACACCAACAAUCGAGUGGACGUGGCUACUGUGGGUGCGGGUGAGCGAGAAGGACGAGUCGCUUGUCCUUUGGUGCGGAGACUUCAUUGUAGCCUAACUCAUGGAAUCGGACGCAGUGGUAAUAUCACUGACAUCCAACCCAAAGCACUCGGCUCAUCCAUGCUUGCUUGUCUUGCAAACGAACUGGCACUGCACGCGAUACAACAGAUUGGUGAGGAAUAUUAUCCUGAAUAA
This is a messenger RNA of Cooperia oncophora, 486 nucleotides long. The record is from the annotation of a GenBank genome assembly. Lineage: Eukaryota; Metazoa; Nematoda; Chromadorea; Rhabditida; Trichostrongylidae.